Aspergillus homomorphus CBS 101889 is the source of this 3897-nucleotide messenger RNA. Its product is annotated as Elongator subunit ELP2. Gene Ontology annotation, biological process: tRNA wobble uridine modification; fructose metabolic process; fructose 2,6-bisphosphate metabolic process. The transcript has 16 exons. The coding region runs from base 1 to 3897 and encodes 1298 amino acids. Gene Ontology annotation, cellular component: elongator holoenzyme complex. NCBI's taxonomy places the organism in Eukaryota, Fungi, Ascomycota, Eurotiomycetes, Eurotiales, Aspergillaceae. Gene Ontology annotation, molecular function: protein binding; ATP binding; 6-phosphofructo-2-kinase activity. The record is from RefSeq and is a predicted model, not a curated record.
AUGGAUACAUUACUAACCGCGGACAUCGUCGCCAAUUCCCCGCGUUUCCGACGGAAGUCUUCCACCUUCGUUGAUGCGAUCCAUGACUUGCCUGAGAAGGCCGAUCUAGCUCCGGCUCAACUCUACAGCACUGAGUCUGGAAGGCUUUUUCACUCUGGUCGGAUCGUCAUUAUCACCGUGGGGUUGCCAGCAAGGGGCAAAACGUUCGUUGUACCAACCCCAUUUCUGCUAGGCGUGAAAACCAGGAUAUUUCACCUAGGUGAUUAUAGACGUGCGACCAUUCCCUAUGGCCAGGAUAUUCCAGAUGAUUACUUUUUUGUGAACGCAUCCGCUUCGUCGGUCCUGUUAAGACAGAAGAUAGUGAAAAGAUGCCGGGAAGAUAUCUACCAGUUUUUAAACCACGAGAAUGGACAAAUAGCGAUUUACGAUGCCGUUAAUCCGUUGGCAUCCGGCCGACGAUCACUUGCAAAGGAAUUUGCCAAGCAUGACAUCGAGACGCUGUUCAUCGAGUCGUGGUGUGACGAUGAACGCAUUAUUGAAGAGAAUGUCCGACGGGUCAAAAUAUCCUCGCCAGAUUAUGUCGGCUGGAGCUCAGAAGAUGCGGUGAAACAUUACUUAACCAGAAUCGCCGCUCGUAUUCCCCAAUUCCAAACCAUGGAGGAGACGGAUUUGAACUAUAUCAAGAUGAUGAACGCCGGCGAACGGCUAAUCGUCAACAAUCGAAGCUUCGGCUAUCUUUCCAACAGAAUAGUCUUCUACCUUCUCAAUCUUCACAUCAAGUCCCGACACACAUACUUUGCACGGGCUGGCGUGUCAUUGGAAGCGGAUUCUUACAAAGCAGAUGCCUCGCUGUCUGAGCAGGGCGAAGACUACGCGAAAAAAAUGACAGAGUCCCUACUAAAGCACAGGGAAUCCGAAAGACAAGCAAUGAUUGAUGAAGGAGAGCCGGAUUAUGAGUUGAAGCCACUCACUGUCUGGACAUCCACGCGAAGAAGAACAGUCGAGACGGCCAAGAAUCUCUACGAAAAGGGAUACAAAGUGCGCCAGAGAUCUCAGAUGAGUCAAUUAAACCCUGGAGUCUGUGAGAAGAUGUCAGAGGCGAGGAUUCGCCAGGAAUAUCCGGAAGAGGUUGCAAAACACGAACUUGACCCCUACCACCACCGGUAUCCCCGAGCAGAGUCAUACCAUGACCUUGCGGUCCGACUCGAACCCAUCAUCUUGGAGCUCGAACGCGAGCAAAACGACCUGCUGAUCAUCGCACAUGAGAGCGUACUAAGAGUCUUAUACGGAUACUUGAUGGCGUGCAAUGCUGCCGAUAUCCCAUUCUUGGAGUUCCCCCGUGACGAAAUCAUUGAGAUCAUACCGGAGAGCUACCAAAACGAAGCACGCAGGAUCCAUAUAUCUGGCCUUCCCAAAGAAAUCGUCCCUGGUUCUCCUCAAGAUAUCAAGAUCCCUGUUCCCCCGAGUGGAGUGUCUACCCCUUUGGCUGGUGACCUAGGCAGCCCGCGCGAAGGUCUCUCCACUCCGCAGAGCGGCCUCCGAACCCCGCGCGAACCCGAGAGAAUCUCGCAGCAGCAUGGCCCAAUGGUCUCUGUCACCACAGAAUACAUCAGCGUCGGCGGCAAUAGGCAUCCCGCCGCCGCCGAUUGGGAUGUCCGGACUGGCGUGCUCGCCUUCGGUGCUGACAACAAUAUUGCUCUAUGGGAUCCAAGUGAUAGCACGCAGCGCGGGGUCUAUACACUACUUGUCGGGCAUACCGACAAGGUCAGCGCCGUUCGAUUCUAUACUUGCCCUACCACAGACACCAAAUACCUGGUAACCGGCUCGGUAGACCGUACAGUUCGUCUUUGGCAAGCUGCAGCAGCCGAUUCGUGCCACUAUACCCUCGUGCAUACUUUGGCAGGACAUACCGGCUCAGUGAACACCAUAGCUGUGGCUGAGGGGCUGGACAUUGUGGCAUCCGGAGCCGCUGAUGGAACGGUCAAAAUAUGGAAAGUCCAUGCUCAUGGCGAAGCGAAGGGCGAGCUGCUCAAAUCAAUAGCGAUGAAACCACGAUUUUUUCCAUUGGCCUUGGCGUUAUGCCCUCUUCAUUUGGAAUCAAAUGACGGAGCCGUCGCGUUGGCGGUUGCAGGCACCACCAAUGUUGUUCAGAUAUACGUGUCGGAGAUCACUCGCACGGCUCCCAAUUUUGAACUUUCGGCGGUGUUGUCCGGACAUGAAGCCUGGGUGCGGUCCCUGAGUUUCACGAAGGAUAAGCAGAGCACAUCUGAGGACCUUUUACUGGCCUCGGCGAGUCAAGACAAAUAUGUCCGGUUAUGGAGACUGCAGCGCGGGGAAGCGGUUUGUGCUGCCCCGGCGGCUGAUGAUGACCCUAUGUUAAGUGGCUUUGAGCCAACCUUGUCGAACAAAGCUCACCAAUUCGGGGUAGCCGGGACUAAGUUCUCCGUCACAUUCGAAGCCUUGCUUUUCGGAAACGAGGACUGGAUCUACACCACCAGCUGGAAUCCCAGCUCGGAGCGUCAGCAGCUUCUUACUUCUUCGGCUGAUAAUACAUUAACCAUCUGGGAACAAGAUCCUGUAUCGGGGGUGUGGCUCUCCGCUGAGAGAAUGGGAGAGAUUAGCGUCCAGAAAGGUUCGACUACUGCCACUGGCAGCACGGGUGGGUUCUGGAUUGGUCUGUGGUCUCCUGAUGGCACACAAGUUGUCAGCCUCGGUCGUACCGGCAGCUGGCGAUCUUGGAAAUAUGAUGCAGGGUCUGAUAUUUGGGUGCAGUCUCUUGGGGUCUCUGGACACGUACGGUCGGCCAACGGCGUACAAUGGGAGCCUUCUGGAGGAUACCUUCUGUCAACCAGCGCUGACCAAACCACGCGCCUUCAUGCCAGAUGGGUACGCGAGGGGCUUCAGUCUUGGCAUGAGUUCUCCCGUCCACAAAUUCACGGAUACGACUUGAACUGUAUCGACACUCUCGGGCCGGCUAGAUUUGUGUCCGGUGCUGAUGAGAAGCUUUUGCGGGUUUUCAAUGAGCCUCGACCGAUUGCGCAACUGCUGGAGAUGCUCUCUGGCUUUCAACAGUCCGCGGGGGACCAACUUCCUGACACGGCCGAGAUCCCUGUGCUGGGCUUAUCAAAUCAAACCCCGGCUGACGAUGCCCCCGGAGGCGAGGAUGAAGCUGAUGGCGCAGCUGUAGCGAAAAUACAAGACAACUCUACUACACUAUUGGAUUCGAAUCAACCCCCAUUCGAGGAUCAACUAGCCCGCCACACCCUAUGGCCUGAGCAUGAGAAGCUCUAUGGACACGGCUAUGAGAUCUCUGCCGUAGCGGUCAACUACGCCCGUACGCUUAUUGCCACAGCCUGCAAGGCGAGCUCAAUCGACCAUGCGGUGAUCCGCUUAUACGACACUUCUGACUGGCACGAGGUUCGGCCAUCCCUUGCUGCUCAUACCUUGACCAUCACGGGUCUCUGCUUCUCCGGUGAUGACCAGUACCUUCUUAGCGUUGGUCGUGACAGACAAUGGGCUGUGUACAAACGUAGCGAGCAAGAUCCUUCAACGUUCUCACUUUUGACGAGCAACCCCAAAGGGCAUUCUCGCAUGAUCCUUGACGCGGCAUGGGCUCCAAAAUCACGGGUUCCUGUCUUCGCAACUGCUGGCCGUGACAAAUCGGUGAAAAUCUGGCAGAUGACUGACGGUGCCUUUGAAUGCCACUCCACCAUCCCGCUGAAAACCCCAGGCUCGUUCAUUCUCGCUGCGGGAGAAGAAAGUGGCGAGCUUCACUUGGCCAUAAACCAACUUUCAUGGCGGCCGGAACAGCGGGAAGAGACGUCUCGUUUUGUGCUCGCCGUGGCAAGCGAAGACACGUCGACGCGUAUAUAUAAUUUCUCGGGCUUGGUUUCAUGA